Molecule: messenger RNA, 1287 nt
Organism: Cuculus canorus (common cuckoo)
Lineage: Eukaryota; Metazoa; Chordata; Aves; Cuculiformes; Cuculidae
Gene: HMGN1
Product: high mobility group nucleosome binding domain 1
Exons: 6
Coding region: 144-452 (102 amino acids)
Biological process (GO): chromatin organization
Cellular component (GO): nucleus; chromatin
Molecular function (GO): nucleosomal DNA binding
Source: RefSeq, a predicted model, not a curated record
GCUGCUGGGAUGGCGGGGGGGCGGCGGGGUGGGGGGGAGUUUGCCCUGCGCAGCGCGGCGGCAGCCAGGAGGCUGCCCGUGAGGUGCCCCGCGCGCGCAGCAGCCCGGCGCGAGCCGCCAGCAGCAGCCCCGGGGGUCUCGCGAUGCCCAAGAGAAAGGUGACGGUGGCGGAGGGACAGCGCCCCGAGGAGCCGAAGAGGCGAUCGGCGCGGCUGUCCGCUAAACCUGCUCCUGCCAAAGCAGAGCCAAAACCAAAAAAGUUACCGGCAAAGGAUAAAUCUGAGGACAAGAAAGCUCAAUCAAAGGGGAAAAGGGGGCCCAAAGGAAAACAGACAGAAGAGACAAACCAGGAACAGACGAAGGACAACCUGCCUGCAGAAAAUGGGGAAGCUAAAAGUGAGGAGACCCCAGCACCUGAUGCAGCUGUAGAGAAAGAAGCUAAGUCUGAGUAACAUCUGCUACCAAGUCUUUAAUUGGUGGUCCUUCUACGUUUCUUCUUGUACAAUUCAGAGGAAUAUUUUUAUCAACUAUUUUGUAAAUGCAAGUUUUUUAGUAGUUCUAGAAAACACAUUUUUAAAAAGGAGAGAAUCCCAACUCAACCCAUUUUUUUACAUAUUUAGAUAAGUGUAAAUGCAUUUUUUAAGUGGUAAAAUCAUGUACUGGUUGUCUGUUUUCUAUGAAACCAGAAAUAAAUGGCAUGUUACAUUAAGGAGAGGACUUUGAAGUCUUGAUGAGGCUUCACAUUCCUUAGACUGUAAGGGACAGUUUUUCUAUCCUAUUAAAUGAAGCGUAACACAGAUCAGACUUUGGAAUUCAUAAUGACGUGUUGAGAAUGUCCUAACAUAUUAGUUAUUUAUCUGUGGUUGUACCAUCGGUAGAAUUGCUUAUCUAAUAAAACUGCUCCCUAGUGUUGGAUUUCUUGCUGAGUGAUGUAUAUCUGUGACAAAGUUAUUUUUGGUAGUUGCAGCUUUAUUUUUUUCCAACAACUUUGUAGCUGUGAUGCGAAAGAUGGGAAAGUUUUAUUACAUCUUUACUGGCUUAAGUAAAAGUUUCUGUUUAGCAGACAUAACUUGUGUCGGUAUUUGAGAUACUGGAACUUCACAUCUAGUUUUAAAGGACAGCUUGUCUACAAAGAUCAAAUGAAAAAUAUUUGAAAUGGUCUUAGAAAAAAAAAGCAGAAUUAUAGUUUUUAGAUUUAAAAAACUAUGUGAGUAAAAACAGCUGUAAAAUUGUUCAUAGUGUCUGUGAUCACCAAACAAAAACCAAAUAAAUCUUGGAUUAUGAAAG